Molecule: messenger RNA, 2098 nt
Organism: Ceraceosorus guamensis
Lineage: Eukaryota; Fungi; Basidiomycota; Exobasidiomycetes; Ceraceosorales; Ceraceosoraceae
Exons: 7
Coding region: 230-2098 (622 amino acids)
Biological process (GO): tRNA splicing, via endonucleolytic cleavage and ligation
Cellular component (GO): mRNA cleavage factor complex; nucleus
Molecular function (GO): polynucleotide 5'-hydroxyl-kinase activity
Source: RefSeq, a predicted model, not a curated record
GCGAGCUUUGCUUCGCUUCGUUGCGCGCGAAGCCGACUUCCUGUUCGGCCGUCACUUGGUCCUCACGUCGCACCUUACCACUUCUAUCUGGUUCGGCAUCCUAUAACAAUUUCAUCAUUAGCAUCACUGGUGCGCCACCGCAAUCGCCUGCUCGAAAGCCUGCCUUUGGGCGGCUUGCACACGCUCAAAGUCUCUUCACGCCGACCAACCCAUCACUCUUUCGACGGCCAUGACGAUUCGACGAGUCACGCUGCCUCCCCGCGGCGAAUAUCGAUUCGAGCUGGAAAAUGAGGAGAAGCUCUCCAUUCGCUUGGUGCCCAGCACGGGUGAUGCGGAAAUAUUUGGCUCCUCAUUGAUCUCCAGCACCUCGUCGGAUCGGUGGUACAACUUUGGGGAAGAAGCAAAAGCUGCGAUUUGUUCCUGGAGCGGCUGCGAGCUGGAGUUGGCGGGAUCUGCAAGUGUCGAAUACCUAGCAGACAGCUUGAGUCCCACUUUUGGUGCCUAUACGAAUUUGCACCUCUACUUGGAGCAAGAACGACUCAAAGCUAGGAACGAAUUGAGGAGUGCAUCCAGAGAGACGCUGGAGGACAUCAAAGACAGAGCUCUCAGGGCUGCUAACCCGACAGUACCGCUAGAGGUGGACUCCAAAGACGACACGGGCGUAGCAGAGCUGCUGACUGGUGGUGAGAAAUCUGGACAAGCGAUCUACGAGAAUAUCGGACAAGGACCGAGGGUGUUGGUCGUAGGACCUGAAUCGGCUGGCAAAACUUCUCUUGCCAAUUUGCUCGCCAAUUAUGCCCUCAAAAGCCCAGCAGUCUGCGAGAUUCCACACAUGAAAGCUCAGGAGGACAACGAGAACAAGAGGGAUGGGGAGGCAGAGAGUGCACUGACAGGUUGGUGGCCCGUCAUUGCUAACCUCGAUCCUAGCGCUGGAGCUCCGACCCUACCAUGCACCUUUUCUCUCCUUCCUCUCUCACCUUCCCCCAGCGUCUCCCUUACAACCGCUUCGCCCGCCUACCCCUUCGGUUUGACCCUUCCCACAACAGGCCUUUUCACCACCACAUCCCUCAAUCCCGUCUCUUCAAUUCCAGCUCAAACUCUGUGGCUAGGCAAGGAAGAUGUCAGAACCAACGAGGUGCACUCCAAAAGAGUCGUGGAUUGGUUGGGAGCUGCUCUGGAAAGACGUUUGGCUAGGGACUACAGAGCGAGAUGUAGUGGAGUUAUUGUGGAUAGCAUGGGCGUCAAUUCCAAAGAUGCCAGAAAAGGCUACUCCUUCUUGAAACAUGUGGUCAGAACGCUUUAUAUCGACACAAUCAUUGUCCUGGGCCACGAGAAGCUGCAUAUCGAACUGACGCGCCUCUUCGCAAGUGCUACUCCUGGUGGUGAAGCAUCCGCAGCCUCGAGCGCAAGCUCAUCCACCCACAAACCUAUCCAAGUGAUCAAAUUGCCCAAAUCAGGCGGAGUCGUCGAGCUGGACGAGACGUACAAAGCUCGAUUACGCAGCUUGCAAAUCCGCAAUUACUUUUAUGGAGGAAGCGUCGACAAGAAGAGCACAUCGGCCAAAACUGGCGCCGAUCAUGUCGCCUCGUCUCUGGCACCGGCUGUCGUUGACGAUCGGAUGCAGGAAGCUACCAACAAUGAGGGAGGGCCGACGGAUGGGACACCGUUAGGAGGGUUGCCACCUCUUAAUCCCCUGACUACUUCCAUCCCCUUCGAUCUGCUGGAAAUCUAUAGAGUGGGACAGGAAUCCAUGGCACCCACCUCCGCUCUACCGAUAGGAAUGGGUCGAACAGUGACAGAGACGCAACUGCUGAAACUUGAUAUAGUGAACAGUUUAGCGGACCAGAACAGCAUCUUGCACAACGUGUUGGCGCUCGUCGAGCCCCCUCAUGGAGGAGGAGGACCGGGUCAGCCUGAUUCUCAGACUGUGCCUCCUCCAGAAGACGACGCCAUCAUCGGAGCCAACGUGCUGGGGUUCCUUCACGUCGUCGGCAUCGACACGCAGAGAAAGAAGCUGAACAUUCUUUCGCCAAAUCCGACAAAGAGGUUGCCAAGCAAGACCGCCUUGUUAGGAACUCUCGAUUGGCAAGACGCUUAG